UCACCCCACACACAAACUCAGCCUCACACACAUACUCAGCCUCACACAUACACACAAAUACUCACCCCACACACAUACUCAGUCUCACACACAUUCACACACACACUCAGCUUCACACACAUUCACACACACACUCAGCCUCACACACAUACUCAAACAUGCACAUUCACACACUCACUCAGCCACACACAUUCACACACAUACUCAGCCUCAAACAUACACACAAAUACUCACCCCACACACAUACUCAGUCUCACACACAUUCACACACACACUCAGCUUCACACACAUUCACACACUCACUCAGCCACACACAUUCACACACAUACUCAGCCUCACACACAUACUGAGCAUCACACACAUACUCAGCCUCACACAUACACACAUUCACACUCACUCAGCCACACACAUUCACAGACUCACUCAGCCACACACAUUCACUCAGCCUCACACACAUACUCAACCUCACACACACACAUACUCAGCCACACACAUUCACACACAUACUCAGCCUCACACAUACACACAUUCACACUCACUCAGCCACACACAUUCACAGACUCACUCAGCCACACAUUCACACACUCACUCAGCCUCACACACAUUCACACACAUACACACAUUCACACUCACUCAGCCACACACAUUCACACACUCACUCAGCCACACAUUCACACACUCACUCAGCCUCACACACAUUCACACACAUACUCAGCCUCACACACAUACUCAGCCACACACAUACUCUGCCACACACAAACACAUUCACAGCCUCACACACAUACUCAGCCUCACACACAUACUCAGCCUCACACACAAACUCAGCCUCACACAUUCACACACACACUCAGCUUCACACACACACACUCAGCCUCACACACAAACUCAGCCUCACACACAUUCACACACAUACUCAGCUUCACACACAAACUCAGCCUCAGACAUUCACACACAUACUCAGCCACACACAUACACAUACUCAGCCACACACAUACACAUGCAUUCACAGCCUCACACACAUACUCAGCCACACACAUAUUCUGCCACAUAUAUUCACACACAUACUCAGCCACACACAUACACAUACUCAGCCACACAUAUUCACACACAUACUCUGCCACACACAUACACAUGCAUUCACAGCCUCACAGCCUCACACACAUUCACACACAUACUCUGCCACACACAUACACAUGCAUUCACAGCCUCACACACAUACUCAGCCACACACAUACACAUACUCAGCCACACACAUUCACACACAUACUCUGCCACACACAUACACAUGCAUUCACAGCCUCACACACAUACUCAGCCACACAUAUUCACACACAUACACAUUUUGUUAUAGGUUAAGGACUCACACGUGACACUAUUUAAGAUGUGGGCAGUAACUCCAGAGCAAGCGUUUCAGAAUUUAUUGGCAAAAAUUGUGAAGAACUAGGUGUGAUCUGUGACUUAAAUAUAUAUAGCACGGAAAUAGCAAUGAACUAUUAAAUGAACAUAACUGUCCCAAGUGAAGAAAUAAUUAAUAUAAAGCAUAUAAACUUUAUUUGGAUACCCACUUCCGCUCUUACCCGGCUCUUACCUGGGGUUGAACUUAUGACCAAUACGUGUCUAAUAUGUACGUCCUAUACCCAGACAGAUACAUAUUUAAUAUGUACGUCCUAU
Molecule: messenger RNA, 1671 nt
Organism: Ostrea edulis (European flat oyster)
Lineage: Eukaryota; Metazoa; Mollusca; Bivalvia; Ostreida; Ostreidae
Product: histidine-rich glycoprotein-like
Exons: 1
Source: RefSeq, a predicted model, not a curated record